Cololabis saira (Pacific saury) is the source of this 1659-nucleotide messenger RNA. RefSeq names its product lysosomal protein transmembrane 4 alpha (gene laptm4a). Gene Ontology annotation, cellular component: lysosomal membrane. The record is from RefSeq and is a predicted model, not a curated record. The coding region runs from base 108 to 827 and encodes 239 amino acids. NCBI's taxonomy places the organism in Eukaryota, Metazoa, Chordata, Actinopteri, Beloniformes, Belonidae. The transcript is spliced from 7 exons.
GUGCGUGCCGGUCGUCGGGGCAGCGGUGGGCGGUGCGCUCCGGUCGUCUCGCUGGUUGUUGCUGCUCACAACAACACUCUCCGCUCGUCGAGCAGCUGUUCUUCCAGAUGUUUCUGCCUACGCUCGUGGAGGACAUGCAUCACUUCAAGCCCAGCCGGGACAGACUCUACACGACCCGCUGCUGCGGGUGCUGCCAUGUCCGGACGGGGACCAUCAUCCUGGGGACCUGGUACAUGGUGGUCAAUCUGUUGAUGGGCAUCCUGCUGACUGUGGCCGUGACCCACCCAGAGAACGUACCCACUAUUGACUUGCAGUAUGAGGUCAUUGACCAUUACUUUGCCUCUGACAGGAUGUCUGAAAAUGCCUGCGUUGGUUUUGCCAUCUCUCUCCUGAUGCUCACCAUCAGUGCCAUGAUGGUGUAUGGAGCCAUUACUCACCGUGACGGGUGGCUCAUCCCGUUCUUCUGCUAUCAGUUGUUUGACUUUGCUCUGAGCUGCCUGGUGGCCAUCAGUUCUCUCACCUACCUACCCAGGAUCAGGGACUACUUGGACCAGCUGCCGGAUUUCCCGUACAAGGAUAAUCUCCUGUCUCUGAACUCCAGCUGCCUGCUGCUCUUCGUGUUGGUCUUCUUUGCCUUCCUCAUCAUCCUCAAGGCUUACUUGAUCAAUUGUGUGUGGAACUGUUACAAGUACAUCAACAACAGGAACAUACCAGAGAUUGCUGUGUACCCCGCCUUUGAGACCCCUCCUCAGUACAUCCUGCCCACUUAUGAGAUGGCCAUGAAGAUGCCAGAGAAGGACCCUCCUCCCCCUUACAUGCCAGCCUAAGCACCAGCCCCGCUACCAAAGCAACAGACAUGCACACACCCGUCAUAUGCAUUCCUGUACUACUUCACUGACCCUUUCUGAGCACCAUUAUGUCCUUAUCCCCCAUCUGACCCAACAUGUCUGUGUCAGGCCUCUGAUUAUUUUUUUCUUUUUCCCUCCAACCUCUCCGUUGUACUAAUUUAGUGUGUAUAGAACAUCCUGCAAAUGCGAGAGAAAAACGAUGGGAAACUUCAGUCUGUGUGCAAAUGAAUGAAUGAAUGGAUGAAUGUGGUGUUUAAAAAGUGACAGAAGGAACCCCGAACCCUCUUAGACUUUUUUAUGUCUUAGUAAACGGGAUAUGUGAAAAUAAAAUUGCUUGAACUGCUUUCAUAAAUCCAGCAUCCUAUCAAUAGAUGAAUAUAUGAAGUAUUAAUAAAAAAAGGCUAUGACAAUCCAUUUGUUAGAGCUCUUAUUGUUUGUGUUAGGAUUUUUCCCUAAUCGUUGAGACCAGGACUAUUCCACCUCAGUCUUGAACCUCAGUCUGUAGCACUUUCUUGCCUGUUAUUUAUUUAGCUUUGCUGUGGUUUGGUUCGCCAGCAGCGCUCUGCUGCCCUGACUUUUGAGCAAAGCUAGUGAGUCAUUUUCCAGCUGGAACGGAGGGAGAGCAGAGGGCACUGAUGUGGGAUCAUUCUCUCUGCCCUUUUUUUCCUCUCCUGACAUCGGCAGCAAACGGCUGGUCUAGUGAACAUUAGUUGUUGCAUGCUUAUCAAUCCCGCUCCUCCCAUUUCUUUAUUGGUAAUAUAAUUUUAUCCAAGUGGAAAUAUAUUUGACUUCAAUAAACAUCUCAGAACAA